Messenger RNA from Glycine soja, 3059 nucleotides. Its product is annotated as F-box/kelch-repeat protein At1g67480-like. The record is from RefSeq and is a predicted model, not a curated record. The coding region runs from base 1619 to 2785 and encodes 388 amino acids. The transcript is spliced from 3 exons. Gene Ontology annotation, molecular function: protein binding. Lineage: Eukaryota; Viridiplantae; Streptophyta; Magnoliopsida; Fabales; Fabaceae.
AAUUCAUAAUCCAAGUUUAGUUCUCUUAUUAUUCCAAUUCUUGUUUUUUACUUGCUACAGAUCUACCAAUUGGUAUUUUGAAUCCGAUUUGUUUACACACUCUUAUUAUUUGUCUCAUGGUUUAUAUAGCUACACAUAGGAUUCUUGUUUUCCUGUACUGUAUGCACUCCUUGUCAAGUUAAUUGGUUGUCUUAAAAUUGUUUGGCCUCUCUUCAGAACCAAAGGACAAUGCUAAAAACGUGUGUUCCUGUUUUCUGAAACCUCAGAUUCGAUUUGAAUUCCUUUUGUUUUUAAUUUCUCAUUGAUCUGUUUGUUCUCAACAGCUGAGGUUUAUGUACACUUGCAAAUUUAUUAUGAUCCUGUGAUACAGUCUCAUUUAUUAAUACAUAAAAAUAAAGCUCUUUUAUAUUAACCAGUGAUCUUGAAUUCGUAGUCUUUGAAUUUCGGGUAGGGGUAUCCUGGGUUUAUUCAAAAAGUGGUCUCACAUUUGAGUUCUAGAUACACCUCAACGAGAGUUUUACUGUUCAUAGUAGUCCUAUACUGUUUGGCUCAAAUAGGAUUGCCUCCUCGUGCUUCGGGGAGGAUACCGUUGGUUACACCAAUAAAAUCAAACAUGAAUCCCUUGUAGUGAAAGGUUCUUUCUUUUGGAUUGGUGGAUUUGGAUGUGUUUUUCCUUUUUUUUUUUUUAAAUCUCUUGUUAGCUUCAUUUCUUUAUAAACGCAUCUAGUGGCUACUUUUGCUCCGGGUAUUGGUGCAAGAGGACAAUUGACACCUCGUAGUUUUCAAUUGAGUGGUUUUAUUAUGACUUCAUCUAUGCCUGGAUUUAAUUCAAUAGGGGCAAAGGUCUUUUUAUUUUAUUCUUAAACAUUUCUCACUUGGUUCUUCUCUGUAGUUUCUUGGUUGCUUUGUUUUAUUUUAUUUUAGAUCACAAUCGUUUGUGGACUUUCUGGAAACACUGGAAUAUGGAGUUUUGUUAGAUGGUAGUUCCUUGCUAUAUUUUUAGAUUAUAGUGCUUACAAACAUUUAGUAUGCUUUCUUGUCCAAGUGAUAUCUGUAAAAGGAAUAGAGUGAUUUGUUUUUGUUAACCCUGCAGAUUGAACAUUUUUCAAUUGAAACCUCGUUCCCCAAUUGAAUAAUCAAUUUUUCUAAAUAGUGUGCUACUUUUUUCCCUCUCUCAGUUUGAUUCAUUUAGCUGAUAUGGAGUUAAAGAAAAUGAAAGUUACAGGUGGCUAAGGCUUGGCAAGUUCUAUGGCCUACUCUGAUACUUGGGCAAUGUGUGAGGGAAAAUACAACUCUGGAAGCUUAAAAUAUAAAUUGCAGAAAGCAAGUAAGAGGGAUUAUUGUAGGACCAUAACUUCUGUUAUGGAAUUUGAAUCAGACUGGAUAAAGCACAGAAAGUCAUCUUCUUAUACCGCUCAUGUUAUUCGUUCCGCGACAUCUUUUAUGCCUUGGUCUUGUAGAAUCCCAAUUGGUGAUGGGUAUCAUGAAUUUCUUUAGUUAGUUGUACUCAUUACUCAGUAAGACAUUUUCACAUUGUUUGGUUGAUUGGUCGCCACUCGCCAACAAAAUUUCUCUACAUCUUCGUCUUACAUCAUAUUUGUGAUCACUAAUUUGAAAAAUGCCUAGUUUUGUGGCUGAAAAGAAGAUAUUUGUAGAGCCAAAUAUGUGUUUUACCAAUUUGGCCAACCAUGAUAGACCAACUCUUACAAAAAACAAUCAUUAUGUGAGGUCUGAGGCUCUGGAUGAUGAUGAUGAUGGUACUAGCCCCAUCCUACCUGGGCUGCCUGAUGAUGUUUCAAAACACUGCCUUGCACUCGUGCCUCGUUCGAACUUCCCAGCCAUGGGUGGUGUCUGCAAGAGAUGGAGGGGCUUUAUUCGAAGCAAAGAAUUUAUAACCGUGCGAAAAUUGGCUGGGAUGCAUGAGGAAUGGCUCUAUAUCUUGACAGCAGGCAGUGAAGGAAAAGGGAGCCAUUGGGAGGUCAUGGAUUGUCUUGGGCAUAAUCGCCGAUCUCUUCCACCAAUGCCUGGUCCAGCAAAGGCUGGCUUUGGGGUAGUAGUUCUUAAUGGAAAGCUCCUUGUUAUGGCUGGUUAUUCAUCCAUUGAUGGGACUGCUUCUGUCUCAGCAGAGGUUUACCAAUAUGAUUCUUGCCUCAACAGCUGGAGCAGAUUGUCAAGCAUGAACGUGGCUCGGUAUGACUUUGCUUGUGCUGAAGUCGACGGCUUGGUUUAUGCCGUUGGAGGCUAUGGCGCAACCGGUGACAGUCUCUCAAGUGCAGAGGUGUAUGAUCUGGAUACCGACAAGUGGACGCCAAUAGAGAGUCUCCGUCGCCCGAGAUGGGGUUGCUUUGCCUGUGGAUUCGAGGGGAAGCUCUAUGUCAUGGGUGGAAGGUCAAGCUUCACAAUUGGAAACUCCAAGUUUGUUGAUGUCUACAACCCUGAGAAGCACGGGUGGUGUGAGAUGAAAAAUGGGUGUGUCAUGGUCACUGCUUAUGCAGUGCUGGAAAAGAAGUUGUUCUGCAUGGAGUGGAAGAACCAGCGGAAGUUGGCAAUAUUCAAUCCAGAGGACAAUUCAUGGAAAAUGGUACCAGUCCCUUUGACAGGGAGUUCAAGCAUUGGUUUUCGGUUCGGGAUAUUGGAUGGUAAGUUGUUGCUUUUCUCACUGGAGGAAGAGCCUUCAUAUAAGACUUUGUUGUAUGAUCCAAAUGCAGCACCAGGAUCUGAGUGGCACACCUCUGAUAUAAGACCAUCUGGUUUGUGUUUAUGCAGUGUAACUAUUAAGGCCUGAAAAGUUGGCUGAUUCAGAAUUUAGAGACCUUGAGGAACUAAGGACCUUUGUUGGUUUACUAGGAUGGAUGAUGUUAAUUUAGUGUUUUUGCCUGUUCUUGUUGGUUUUAUCAUGGCAUGUCAUCUCUCUGAUCUAUGGUUGGAUUGUUUCUACAGUUAUUCACGUAACCAUUGACUUUGACCAAGCACUACUUCAAAUUAUUGUGGGCAAGUUUCUUUUUCCUUUUCAUCUUCCUUUUUUUUUCUUCCUAAUAAAUAAUAUUGAAAUCUGUGCA